Messenger RNA from Monopterus albus (swamp eel), 3951 nucleotides. RefSeq names its product ectodysplasin A receptor (gene edar). Gene Ontology annotation, biological process: positive regulation of canonical NF-kappaB signal transduction; positive regulation of JNK cascade. The record is from RefSeq and is a predicted model, not a curated record. Gene Ontology annotation, molecular function: signaling receptor activity. Gene Ontology annotation, cellular component: plasma membrane. The transcript has 13 exons. Lineage: Eukaryota; Metazoa; Chordata; Actinopteri; Synbranchiformes; Synbranchidae. The coding region runs from base 313 to 1857 and encodes 514 amino acids.
AAAGAGGGACAGAGGGGAAGACGGCGAUGGAGACAAAGAAGGAGAGGCGGAGAUAACUUCACCGUUUUUUCUCAUCAAGGAGGAGCCUGCAGACACGCCAGCAUGCAGCAAAGUGGAGACUGAAGCACAGCUUGGGCUUUGUGGAGUAAAAACUCUUGGACAGCCAUUCCCUCGGCGAUGCAUAUCAGUCAGCAGACUAGAGAUUGAUCACAAAUCACGCAGGACUGAUCGCCCGCCAGGUGAUCCCGCAGUGCAGCGGAGAAACCCCACCAGUGUGCCCCCUUCUCUGAGCUCCAGGAAGAAGACGCAAAAAUGUCAGAGAACAGAGGUCAGAAGAAGUCCAUCUUCCUGUCGUCAUUACUGGUGUGUUGUAUGUUUGCUAGUGCAGAGUAUUCCAGCUGUGGAGAGUACGAGUUCUUCAACCAGACCAGUAACAGCUGCCAAGCCUGCCCUCAGUGCCAGCCAGGACAAGAGCCUCAUAUGAUCUGUGGCUACGGUGUGAAGGAUGAGGACUUUGCUUGUGUGCCGUGCCCACAGGGGAAAUAUUCCAAAGGGAAGUAUGAGAUCUGCAGACGCCAUAAAGACUGCGAUGCCCUCUAUAAAGCCACGGUGCGCAUAGCAGGAACUUCAGACAGUGACGCAGAGUGUGGCCCCUGUUUACCUGGGUAUUACAUGCUGGAGACCAGACCCAGAAACCUAUAUGGGAUGGUUUGCCACUCCUGCCAGAAUGCACCGCGUAACACCAAAGAGUGCAUGCCAAGCAGAGGGUCAAGAGAAAAACCUACUGACCUUGGCAGCACAACUGUACUCCCUCACCCAGAUAAAGGCUUCAACGGACAAAGUCACCUAGCAACAGCUCUCAUUAUCGCCAUGUCGACCAUCUUCAUCAUGGCCAUUGCCAUUGUCCUCAUCAUCAUGUUUUACAUCCUGAAGGCCAAACCAAGUGGCCAGGUAUGCUGUUCGGGACAAAUUGUGAAGGCAGUGGAGGCUCAGAACAACAAACAGGAAGAAAAGAAAGAUGUCCCUGAUAAUGUGGUGAUCUACUCAGAGAAAGAUGAGUUUGACAAACUAAAAGCUCCUCCUCAGAAGACUGUGAAAAGUGAAAAUGACGCAUCAUCAGAGAAUGAGCAGCUGUUGAGCCGCAGCAUUGACAGCGAUGAAGAGGCAGCGUCUGAGAAGCAGGGUUCAGCCAAUACCAGUAACCUCGAUCCAAACCUGGGUCUUGUCAACCGGAGCAACAAGCCCGACCUCUGCCUUCUCAAUCUGGGCCUCUUGGACCGAGACCAUAUCUGCAACGGGACCCCUACCAUCACAGCUGGCCAGGCCCACAACAUCCCAAAUACCAACCACAUCACCAGCACUAACCACAUCAGCAGUGUGAAUGCAAUCAACAACAACAAUAAAACCCCAGGGAUGCUGCAGAGUCGAAGGAAAAAGAUCCUGGAUCUGUAUGCCAGAGCCUGCAAUGUGACAGAGGGCCUCAGCCCCACAGAGCUUCCCUUUGACUGUCUGGAGAAGGCCAGUCGCAUGCUGAGCUCCUCCUACAGCAGCGAGGCGGCUGUGGUGAAGACGUGGAGGCACCUGGCCGAGAGCUUUGGCCUGAAGCGUGAUGAGAUUGGCGGCAUGAGCGAUGGCCUACAGCUCUUUGAGAGGGUGAGCACGGCGGGCUACAGCAUCCCCGACCUCCUGACCCGCCUGGUGCAGAUAGAGAGGCUAGACGCUGUGGAGUCACUCUGCUCAGAUGUGCUGGGCAGCAGUGAGAUGGCAGUUGGACGGCAGGGAAUCGGCACCUUUCACAGCCAGCUGGUCUGUCCAUCCCCGUGCCCAUCUCCAUCCCAGCGCUGCGCCAGUGUCUAAAUAUAUGGUGGAGCAGAGACUUGCCCAACAGUAUACAUAUACAGUACAUUUAUGUGAGGACAGAUACUGCUGAGAGAAGGACAGCACAUAUAGCGUACACACAUUACCCCCACCACAUGAAGAAUAUCAAUGGACCUUCCCAGGCGCAGUCUUUUUAUCCUAUCUGGGGUUUUCUCUGUCAAGAAGCUAGUCACCUGAAAUGGUUUGUAUGGUCUUUGUAAUGUACUCCAGAGUUUGAGAAGGACAAAAAUCAAAGGCCAUAGAUUAGGACUGUCCACCAGCUGGCUACUGCAGUUAUUUUAUUUUCAGCAAGAAUAAACUAAUCAGAAUAUGUUUCUGUUUUAUUAGGUUGUUGUCCUUCUCAGAGUCUUAGCAGAAAACAGCUGGGUUUACUGUGCGCUGGACGCACCACAAUAACAACUUUCUUUUUCCAAAGUUUUGGUACAAAAAUUCUUAUGCAGUUUAACAAAUCAUAUAAAAGGAUACAAUGGUGUGCAUCAGUGCCAAUUAGUACCUUUCUUACAGGCACACCGGGUUUAUAACAGAGCGUCCUCUCACUGAACCUUCUGCUUCAUCCUGCUCCUGACACAGUGAGAUGUUUGUGUCUGUGUACAGAAACAACCUGGUCUAACCACAGCAUCAGUUCACAUUCGUGACUGUGCCUUUGGCUACGCUGUCAUCCCAACAGGAAAGACGGCAGAUACAAGCUCCCUACUUAGGAUGCAAUCAUUGUGCCUGGCUGGAAAUGAUAAAACAUCAUUCAGCUUUCAUCUGGUAGACAUGGCUUGUGAACUUUGGGCAUUUGUGAAUAACCCUGUGUCUCUUGUUGACUCACGAUUAAAAAAAAAAUUGCUCAGAGAUAUUACGUUGGUAUUGUUAACUUGCUUAAAACUACUGUCUAGUGUCAGUUUUGGAUUGAUUCUGCAAUGUUGUUUACCAACAACAACAACAGCUCUUUCUACAACAGCUUCCUCAGCAGUGACCUAGUCGGUGACCUCCCCGGCUCGUAACUCCUUCCUCUCCCCUUUUUGCUUCCCUGUUGCCCCAGUGCUGUGGCCCAGUGCUUCCGCCAGCCCUAAUUAUUUGGUGUGUGGCUCCCUGGGCCCCUAAUAGGAUGAAGUGUUGUGGUUUACAGAGCGGGUGCAAAGUGCCUGUGCUUUCCAGCACCCUAUUAAGUAUUUAGGGCCACUUAACCACUGAAAGCUUAGUGGAAAAUCUGUUAGCGCCUGCAUUAAAAAGAUAGAUACCAUGGCAGGGGUAUGAAUAACUGCCCCCGGGAUUGCUACACUGUGAACGGCACAAGAAUGCAGCGGGUCAUGGUGGAAGCAGCGAUAUCUUGCUCAUUUUUUGUGGUCAUGCUCAGACAGGAUUUAAGCUCCCCUCUCCACUUUGGCACCAAUAUAGCAAAUGAGAACAAUAUGCAGUUGUGUGGUUUGUCCACUUCUGAAAAGCAGCUGAAGCCAGUUACAUAAGUCAGACUGAGGGUGGCUCCAAUAAGCAUCCGGUUAAAUGUUGUGAAGAAAUGCUGAUCUUAGCUCCAAUUAUAGUGUUGAUGUUUACAGAUGCUGUAGUAUAAUGUCCUGCUUUAUCUAUUGGUUAAACUCAAGCAGUGAGCUCCAAAAUUCAACUUAAACAAGCAAUGCAAAGACCCAGUUUGAUCUUAUUUCUGGGGAAUAGGAGUGAUCUGGUGCCUGUUGUUGUCAGCAUAAUGUCCUGUGACUGAUCUGCACAGAAUCAAACACACCACCUGCUGCCAAGUUCAUUUUUUAAAAUUAUUUUUGGUUGUAUGUGAAAUUGCAAACUCUGGGGCUGGACUCCAGGACUUUAAAUUAAUGUGCAUGUUUAUCAAGCAUGUAUUCAUAUUUUAUUUCCUUUAAGAUGUCUUGUCAAGGCAAAUUAAAUAGUGCAAAUCAAAUAUAUCUACCUUCUUAGAGCAGGGCACCAAAUCCAGUUAAAUUCAAAAGAGGUUUAGUUAUAUUUUUUUGGUUAUUGAACUUCUGUAAAUGAUCUAAGUGCUGGAUUGACCUGAAAUGAAAUGGAACCAAGCCCUGUUUUCAAACAAAAUCUUGUCUUGAUAUACAGUGGGUACGGAAA